Salmo salar (Atlantic salmon) is the source of this 644-nucleotide messenger RNA. It is a transcript of the gene asdurf, whose product is annotated as ASNSD1 upstream open reading frame. Lineage: Eukaryota; Metazoa; Chordata; Actinopteri; Salmoniformes; Salmonidae. The record is from RefSeq and is a predicted model, not a curated record.
CUUAAACGGUUGUUUGCGGAUCGCCAUGAUAUAUAAAAGUACUCAGUCCUCGUUGACGUCUCUUGCUUGUACAAUGCUUUUCGUCUGCUAGUGCCAGCUAGGUAAUAAAUAAGAUAUUAUCUUCGCUGUGUGUUACCUUAUCAAAAUGUCCGCUAAGAACCAGCGAGAGAACGAAAACAUUGCUGAGGGAGAGUCUACGCUGAAGGAGGAAUUAAACAAAAAGAUCAAGGAACAGAAAAUUGUGUUUGAUGAGCUCUCCAAUCUGAAGAAAAACAGGAGGGUCUAUGUUCAACAGCCCAACAGUAACAUAUUCUUCUUGGCAGACAGAGGGCAGACUCUUGCUUCAUGCAAAAAGGAACUCGACAACAUGAAGAAGAAUAUGUAGAAUCUACUCAAUCUGGGAUGGAACUACAAAUAAGACCUUACUAGCUAUAAAUAUGUGUGGUAUUUGCUGUGUACUGAGCUUGUCCCCCUCCCAGCUUGUGCUGGAGAAGAGUGUGCAUGAAAACCUAAGGAAAAGAGGGCCUAACUCCAGUUGCAACAUCACCAAAACAGCUUCAAAUCCCCACUACCAGUGUCUGUUCUCUGCUCACGUACUUCACAUGAGAGGUUGCCUUGCCCCUCAGCCAGCACAAGACCGUAAC